AUGCGGAUAUAUAUGUCACCUUCUGCCUUAUCACUUCUUGGUGAAUAUGUUCAAAUGCUCAAUAACACUAACAUUUCAUGGACAAUAGAUGGGAGUGAUGAUGAUCCUUCUGCCAUUUGGCUGUCUAGUUUAGUUUUUGAAACAGAAGUGGAUUGGGUUCCACUUAGUAUAUUAGUCUGGUCAUUCAACCGAAACAAGCCGGUUAGAAGCAAUGCCACCAUGCUGCUAACCCGAGAUGGAGAUAUGAUGUUGCAAGAUUUUGAUGGUACUUUGGUUUGGUCUACCAAUACAAAAGGUAAAUCCGUUGCUGGUUUUAAAGCUGACAGCCAGGGAAUCUUGUGCUCUUUGACACAAACAACUCUUCUAUUUGGCAAUCUUUUGAUCUUCCAACUGACACUUGGUGGACAGAAGUUCUAUUCUAAUUCAGACCAAAAACUGACAGCAAGUGCUUCAUCAACUAACUGGACUGGCGGGGGUUUGUACUCACUUUCCCUUACUAAUGAAGGUCUGUCUGCUUUUCUGGAAUCAGAUCCUGCACUAGUUUACACUAAAAAUACGGAACUUUUUCGAGAAGGAAAUAGAACAGAGCCAUUAUAUGCUACUCUUUCCAAUGAAGGUUUUAUUGUGCUCCGCGAAGGUUCAAACAUAAUCCGGUGGAUAGCAAAUAUCUCACUUUCCCAGGCAACUCCAAUGCAACAUGUAACGUUGGAAUUUGAUGGGCAUUUGAGAGUUUAUGAUUUUGUUGAAUCCAGUUUGGCAAAGAGUCGCUGA
This is a messenger RNA of Mangifera indica (mango), 771 nucleotides long. Its product is annotated as epidermis-specific secreted glycoprotein EP1-like. The record is from RefSeq and is a predicted model, not a curated record. Lineage: Eukaryota; Viridiplantae; Streptophyta; Magnoliopsida; Sapindales; Anacardiaceae. The transcript has 3 exons. The coding region runs from base 1 to 771 and encodes 256 amino acids.